Hyaloperonospora brassicae is the source of this 2376-nucleotide messenger RNA. The record is from the annotation of a GenBank genome assembly. Lineage: Eukaryota; Oomycota; Peronosporomycetes; Peronosporales; Peronosporaceae.
AUGGCUUCGUCAAUGCGGGACCGUCACCGGAUCAAAGUGUGCGUUCGCCUUCGCCCUUUUACUCGGACGGAAAAGCUCCGAGCCGGUGGUAAGGCCGCGUGGACGUGGCACGAGAAUACGCUGUAUCAGCAGAUAUUUCCGGCCCAGAUUCCUUCCCGAAGUGAUCAGCAGGACGACGGUGACAGGAUGCAGCAACUGAAGCGCCGGAGUGGAAACCCACCGACCGGACCGUCCAUCGCUUCGAGUCGACGGGAUGCGGCCGUGACGUUACCGUCGUCGUACUCGGUGGACCAUUUGUAUCCUCCUGCAACGCAAACACAAACGGUGUAUCAAGAGACUGUCAAGGAUGCUAUUAUGGCAGCAAUGGAAGGCUAUCACUCGUCUGUGUUCCUCUAUGGACAAACAGGCACGGGCAAGACGUACACGAUGCAGGGCGGUCGAGGAGAUCCAGGAAUUAUCCGGCUGGCCGUACAGGAUAUAUUCGAUAGCAUUGCGCGGCAUCCUAGCAUGGAGUUCUUGCUGCGGUUCUCGUACUUGGAGAUCUACAACGAACGGAUUCACGACUUGCUCGCGGCAGGUGCGAAGUCAGACAUUAAGAUCUACGAUGUGCACCAUCGAGGCGCUGCAACGAGUACAAACGCUCGCGAUGGGUUUGUCACCAAAGACGUGGUGAUCAAAGGCUUGCGUGAAGAAAUUGUGCUGUCGACCGAACACGUGCUGUCGCUCGUCGAGUUAGGCAACUUGCACCGUCACAUGGCAACGACCGAGUCAAAUGACCAAUCGUCCAGGUCUCACGUGGUAUUCCGAAUGGUGAUCGAAAGUCAAGAUAAGCAGAGCAGUCGAGACUGCAGCGAGGUAGCUUCUGUACGAUCCGCUACCUUGAACAUUGUCGAUCUUGCCGGCUCUGAGAGCGUCCGACUUGCCAAUACUACAGGACAGGCUCUAGAAGAAGGCAAGUAUAUCAACCGCAGCCUCCUCACGCUCGGACACAUUAUCUGGAAACUCAGUCGGGAUCGCCACAGGACCGAAGCGGGCGGUAGUCGACCACCCCACACGCCGCACCUGCCGUAUCGUAAUUCCAAACUCACUCGAAUUUUGCAGCCAUCACUGGGUGGUCAAGCGCAAAUUGCCAUUGUGUGCACGGCAUCGCCAUCCGUCGAGUGCUUGGCCGAGACGCACAAUACGCUGAAGUUUGCAAGCCGUGCACGAAGAGUGCGUAAUCGCGUGGUCGUGAACGACGGAUUAGGCGAAUCGGCAUUGCUGCGAAAGUACCGAGCUCGGAUCCGAGAACUAGAAGACCAGCUCGAGCGCUUACAGAUGCGUCGACGACCUGCUCAACUGAGCAGCUCGAGUCAAUUGGCGCUAAGUGAGCAGCAGACGGAGCUCAAAUACGCCAUCAACAAUAUCAACAAGGUGAUCUUGAACUCCUCACCAACACAAGAGAGACUUGACGACGAGGAGCUGGCGUCUGUAGACGACGACAUGUCCGCAUCAAUGGCGGCGAAUCCACCCACAACGGUACCAAGUCACACAUCUCGACGAGGUGGUGACUCGACUGCACGCUAUUUGCCGCAAAAGUCAACAUCAAGGCAAGUAGCAGCAGCCAGACGGCAAGCAGAGAUGGAAGGCCCGACUCCUGUGGCACAAUCUAGGAUAGCAACUCGUUCGUUACGUCGCCAAGCAGCUGUUCACAGCGACGAGAUCAUGAAUGCGUUUGACCUCAAAGAAGAAGAAAAAGAUGAGGUCAAGAACGAAGACCACGCCCGUCCUCGACUCGCUCGUGCUGGAAGCUCUGCAAACACAUCGAACAAGACAUUGAUCAGUGGUGGCAGUGCAAGUACCAAGACACUACCGCUCUCUACUUCAUCUUCCCGAUACCUCACGGAUGACAAUGACAAUGAACUCGCCGAAGUCAAUGAAAAUGACCGUAACGAUGAACAAGACGAUCCUGAACACGACGAGGAUAUCCGACAUGAUACCGUGACCCAUCCAGGCAGUAUUGACAGGUCUUCAGCGAUUGAGGCAGCAAGUUCGACGCUUCCCGCUCCAGUAGCAGCUUUCGCGAGCACUACCCGCCCAUCACUCACGUCGGUGCUCAAGAGCAAGUACGUGAGCGAGUUAUCGGACAUGGCGCGUCGUAUCGGACGGUGGCAACACAUGGACGAAGGUGAAUGGCGCGAGCGCAAAGAGUUGCUGCAUGAAUUUGUACGCGGACUCGAGAUCGCUCUGGCCGAACAGGAGACCCGCAUGAGCAAAAUUCGCGAGCUAGAGCUGGAAAAUCAACGCUUGCGUCAGUCUAUGGCUCCACGUGAACGCGAGCAGCUGGGUCAGCGAAAAUCGGAUACGACUCGGCAGACUCUUGACGCGAAGAGUUGA